Naegleria gruberi is the source of this 1238-nucleotide messenger RNA. RefSeq lists its product as uncharacterized. The record is from RefSeq and is a predicted model, not a curated record. Lineage: Eukaryota; Heterolobosea; Eutetramitea; Acrasida; Naegleriidae. The transcript has a single exon. The coding region runs from base 1 to 315 and encodes 104 amino acids.
AUGGUUUUGUAUGACGAUGAGGAUUUCGAGGAUUAUGAUAAUGCUCUAAAUUCCAUAGUUGUACCUCCUCCUCUUCCACCAUCAGCAACGCUCGAUUUUAAAGAAAAUAAGAUUUUUACCCUUUCAUCAGAAUUUUCGGGACAACCAGCAGUCUGUAAGAGGGAAAUUGUUCUAGAUUCGGCAGAGGAGGAAAUGUUUGAUGAAUAUGAAAAAGUAUACGAAGAGUUGAGGAAUAAAUUCGAGGAGAGCAAACAGCAAUUGUUUGACUCUAUUAAACAAGAAUAUGGAGAAACCUUUGAUGACGAUGAUGAAUAACUUUUUAUCGGAACUUGAAAUCAAUUUGGUAGUACUGUUGGUGAUGAUAUCUAAUGAUCCAUUAUUUAAAUAUCUUUAUUGGCAAAUGAUAGUAAUAUCACUCGUACUUGUAGUAUUAUCAUCUGUUAAAUAUUUAAAAUUGGAUUGAAAGUGUUGGAGUGAGGUUUUGGAAAUUAAUUUAGUCUGAUGAAAGGAAAAGUGCCAACCACCUACACUAAUUUCACUGUUGGGCACAAGACCAUCUUCAUUGAAUGCAUGAUAGAAAGCAGAACUGCCAUCAUCGAAUAAAAAUGUUGGAGUAACAUCAUUACAUGGUUGACCUAGUAUGAUGCAUCCCUUGUCAUUGAGGAAGAAGGUAGCAAGAGAGGAGCAUAAAACUCUUUGAGGAAUGAACGGUUUGAUAGUUCCUACCAUUUGAUCUCUUUCAUAUAUUAAUGCAUAUGGAUCUUUGGAAACUUCUUGCUUUCUAUUUGGAUUACUUCUUCUUUUUGGAGGUUCGUUCAACUUUAUGAAUGGGAAGAGAGGAAAUUGAAUCAAUUUGAAUGAUAUUUCAGAAGUACUUGUACUAAGGAAAACAUCACCACAUUCCAGAAUUGCUGCCAUGUGUCGAUAACCACAUGAAAUAUCUUGAAUACGCUCUCCUUGGAAGAGUGUUGGUACGAUUUCAAAUUGUUGAAUCGUAUCAUUGAAAGAACAAAGCUGAUGAGAACCAUCCGUACAAUUCUCAAUAAUUAUAAAUGAUUUUUCAGCUCCACAAACUCCCUUAAUGAUUGUUGACUUUCCAAAAAUUUCAGGUAAUGGUACAUUCUUUAAGAAUGUGAACGGUUCAUAAUUCUUGUCAAUUAUAUUAUUUUCCUUGUGUUUGCAUAAAUAGACUUGAUUUCUAUUAUUUACAAAUAUAAAGGUUGAUGCCAAUGAGCCAG